GCUUUGUGACGCGCCGCGCUGUUCCGCUCCGCAAGUCGCCACCUUGAAUCUCCGGAGGUUCUGGGCGAGGCCUGUGAUUUGUUUGUUCAUUUUGCUUGAAGGACACAAUGUUUUCCAAACUAGCACGUUUACAAGCGUUUGCUGUACCUCGCCGUGGAGUUCAUUCUUCGGUGACUUGUGCCACAUCCGUUGCAACUAAGAAGACAGUCCAAGGCCCUCCCUCCUCUGAUGCCAUUUUUGAAAGGGAAUCUAAAUAUGGUGCACACAAUUACCAUCCGUUACCUGUGGCUCUGGAGAGAGGGAAAGGUGUCUAUGUGUGGGAUGUAGAAGGCAGAAAAUAUUUUGACUUCCUGAGUGCUUACAGUGCCGUCAGCCAAGGGCACUGUCACCCCAAGAUUGUGAAUGCUCUGAAGAGUCAGGUGGACAAGCUUACCUUAACAUCCCGGGCUUUCUAUAAUGAUGUACUUGGUGAAUACGAGGAGUAUAUUACUAAGCUUUUCAAGUAUCACAAAGUUCUUCCUAUGAACACAGGAGUGGAGGCUGGCGAGACUGCCUGUAAACUUGCGCGGCGGUGGGGCUACACUGUGAAGGACAUUCCGAGAUACAAAGCAAAGAUUGUUUUUGCAGGUAUCAUGGUAGAGCCAAUUCAGGGUGAAGCAGGCGUUGUUGUUCCUGACCCAGGGUACCUCGUGGGAGUUCGAGAACUCUGCACGAAGCAUGAGGUCCUGUUUAUUGCUGAUGAAAUACAGACAGGAUUGGCCAGAACUGGUAAAUGGCUGGCUGUAAAUCAUGAAAAUGUUAGGCCUGACAUAGUUCUUCUUGGAAAGGCCCUUUCUGGGGGCUUAUACCCUGUGUCCGCGGUGCUAUGUGAUGAUGACAUAAUGCUGACCAUUAAGCCCGGGGAGCAUGGGUCCACGUACGGCGGCAAUCCACUGGGCUGUCGCGUGGCUAUCGCAGCCCUGGAGGUUUUGGAAGAAGAAAAGCUUAAUGAAAAUGCCGAGAAAAUGGGUACUAUCUUGAGAAAUGAACUCAUGAAGCUGCCCUCUGACAUUGUAACUGCUGUAAGAGGAAAAGGACUGUUAAAUGCUAUUGUUAUUAGAGAAACCAGAGAUUAUAAUGCUUGGAAGGUAUGUCUGCGGCUGCGUGAUAACGGGCUUCUGGCUAAGCCCACCCACGGCCACAUCAUCAGGCUGGCCCCUCCGCUCGUGAUCAAAGAGGACGAGAUCCAGGAGGCUGUGGAAAUCAUUACCAAGACCAUCCUGUCUUUCUGAGGGUAGGCACAGUUCAUCGGUCCCUGGGAGCCGGCUGGACAGAGGUGACCUGUGAAGAGCUCUGCUCUAAAGGGACGUGCAUUAUAUCCCAGCGUGUCUUCAGAAGCUUUUAAAAAAUAUAUGUGUGUUUUUUUCAGUUGAUAAGAGUGACAUUUGCAAACAUGUAGUUGGCUGUGUGAAGAAACUAAGAAUGGAUGGGGAACUGGGGAUAUAGCUCGGUGGCACAAGUGCUUGUCUGGCAAGCACAAGGUCCUGAGUUUGAUUCCUAGUACCCCCCCAAAAAAAACCCCACAAAUGGUAGCAAAGUUAAAAAAAAAAAAGAAUGGAUGUAUUCUGUAUAUGACUAUGUAUGUUUCCUAAAGUGAAACAAUUCUGUCUGUAUCUAAAGUCUUCAAGUCCUUUGGUAUAAUUGACAUACUUUUUUAUAAUUUCCUUGCUGGUAUAAAUGUUUUAUAUUUGAAAAAGUUAUCUGGGAUAGUAUGUUAAAGACUUGCUUAACCUUAUAUAUUAAUAAUUGUUGAGGAAUCAUAUAUACAAGAGUAAUGUUUUUAGUGUUAAUGGUCAUGAUUAACCAUUAACAAAAUGCAAGUUAAGAACCCAAUAAGAUUUAUCACAUUGCCCUUGGAAAGGCUAAAAUACAAAUCAGUGGCACUGCCAAAUGCUAGUGAUGAUGCUGAGAAGCUGGAACUGUCAUUUAUUUUUGAUGGGCUUGUAAAAUGAUGGAGCCACUCUACAAA
Messenger RNA from Octodon degus (degu), 2008 nucleotides. RefSeq names its product ornithine aminotransferase (gene Oat). The coding region runs from base 108 to 1271 and encodes 387 amino acids. Gene Ontology annotation, molecular function: L-ornithine transaminase activity; identical protein binding; pyridoxal phosphate binding. The record is from RefSeq and is a predicted model, not a curated record. Gene Ontology annotation, cellular component: cytoplasm. The transcript has 9 exons. NCBI's taxonomy places the organism in Eukaryota, Metazoa, Chordata, Mammalia, Rodentia, Octodontidae.